Messenger RNA from Oryza sativa Japonica Group (Japanese rice), 4163 nucleotides. RefSeq names its product wall-associated receptor kinase 2. Gene Ontology annotation, cellular component: plasma membrane. NCBI's taxonomy places the organism in Eukaryota, Viridiplantae, Streptophyta, Magnoliopsida, Poales, Poaceae. Gene Ontology annotation, biological process: protein phosphorylation; cell surface receptor signaling pathway. The record is from RefSeq and is a predicted model, not a curated record. Gene Ontology annotation, molecular function: ATP binding; calcium ion binding; polysaccharide binding.
CCUUAUCACCACACCUCCUCUUCCGUCUCCUCCUCCUCCUCCUCCCUCCUCCUCCACACUUGCUCCCGCCGCCUCACUCACACCCGCCCCUACUGUCGCCGCACGCCUACCUCCUCAUUACCACCCCUACCCGCUACAUCCUCCCACCUGUCUCCGCCAUGCCUCCUCGGCCUUGCCGUCGUCGUCUUCGUUCUCCAUCUCCCUCUCAGCAUCUUCGUGGCGCUGUGGCUGGUUACCGGCAACCCCGCGGUGCGGGAUUUGGCCCCCGAGCUCAGGACCUCCACAGCAGCGAGGAGGAAAGGAGGGGGUUCGGCUAGGAGCGGCAGUGGCCUCCCGCUCGCCCGUCCCUCUCCUCUCAUCUCCUGUGAGAUUUAUUUUGUAAUUUUCGCCUCUCCUCUCAUCUCAUGUGUGAUUUAUUUUGUGAUUUCUGAUUGGAUUGUCUCUUGUCUUGUGAUUUAUUUUGGAAUGAUCAUGUGAUUUUCGAUUGGAUUAGGAUUUAGUUUUUGAAUUAAAUUUGUGAUGAUUUCGGAUUCAGUUAUGAGCUCAAAGCAUCGAGUCGAAUCAAUCUAAUGCAUCAAGCUAUUUUUCUUUUGCCUCGCGUGCACAUCAAAGAUGUCGGUUGUGAAACUUACAUCAAUGACUUGGGGUUUCAUCAGUGCCGCUUAGCAGGUGCCGUUUGAAACAACCGGCACCUAUAGAGAGAGCUCUCAAUCGACACCAAAAUCCUUUUGUGUAGUAGUAGCCAGGUCUAGCUAUGCUGGCCCAGUCUCGACACAACAUGGGCACAAAGGUUGGGGGCUGUAUCGUGGUUAGGCUGACACUUUAGCACGGCCUUGUGUCACCUAGCACAACCUACUAUGUCCAUAUUUUCCCCCAUUUUCUGCUAUAUUUCCUAUACUUUCAUAUCUUUCCUUAUUUUCCCAUGUUAUUUUUCCAUUUUCCCCUCUCACUUCUUUACCUUUUCCUUUCUUUCAACUAUUUUCUCUUUUCUCCACACACACCAACUCGUGCGGCCAUUGGCCCCUCUUCCAUUCCUGCUAUUCUCGCUCCCUCAGCCGUGGCACGUGUUCACAAGCCGUGACCAGCCUAUAGGCCACUAUCACACCCAUUCCGGGCCAGCAAGGCCUACCAUCUGAUUGGGCUGUGUUUGGGCUCAGGCAUUGGCACGUGGGUCGGCAUGUCACAAAAUAUUUUAGCAGCCAUGUCUUAAGGGUAUUAACUUGAUGAGCCGUGCCAGAUGAUCUAUUUGGCUCUACCACUAUCUUAUAUUAUGAGAUAGAAGUAGAAGUAGAUUAGUAUAUUCCUUCCAUUUUAAAAUAUAGCAACCUUUGGAAUUUUAUGUUGAGAUUAAGAAGUGUGUACUAGAAUCGAAUAGGGAUGAGUGUUGAGAUGAGAAAGUUGGUUGACAAAUUAAACGAAAGAUGAUUGAUGCGUUUAGAGGAGUGGGUAGGUGAAGAAUUAGUUAUAUUUUAAAAUAAAUUUGAAUACCAAAUAUAGCUAUAAUAGUAUUUUAAGAGGGAGGGAGUAGAUCGUAGCAGGUGGACAAACACAGCUCUGCUCCAUGCUAUCUAUAAAUAUACGUACGCGCCACAGACAAUUGGAGCUAGCUUAUUGAAGGAAACUAAAGGAAGAGGCAGCUACUCCUACUCAUCUAGGAAAAUAAAUUCCUAGCUAGUUAAUGUUGUACAACUUACAUGCGUCCAUGGCAUUCUGGCUACUUGCAGACCUGCUGAUUCUUCUAGCUUCCGCCGCCGAGAGCGUCGCCGGCCAGCCUGCUGCCAGUUGCCAGGCUAGGUGCGGCGACAUCGACAUUCCCUACCCGUUCGGCAUCGGCCCCAAUUGCUCUCGCGGAAAGGGAUUUGAGAUCGCAUGCAAUCCCCGAAACGACAGCGGCGAGAUGGUGCCGACCCUUGCCGCCGCCAAUGGCACCAUCCAUGUGCAGAGCCUGUUGGUAGCGCCGAUCCCGGAGGUCAAGGUGAUGCUGCCGGUGGCGUACCAGUGCUACUACUCCAACAACAGCAUCACCGACUCGUUCUACGGCGAGGUAGACCUCAACAACACAGGCGUGUACCGCAUCUCCGACAGCCGCAACAUGUUCGUCGUGAUUGGGUGCAACACCCUGUCCUACACCCAGAACGGGAACAGCGGCGGCAAAGGCCCUUACGCCGGCCUCUACUACACCGGCUGCGUCUCCUACUGUAACGACUCGUCGAGCGCGCGGGACAGCAUGUGCGCCGGCGUCGGCUGCUGCCACAUCGACAUCUCGCCGGGCCUCAGUGACAACGUUGUCUCCUUCGGGCCCUGGAAGCGUGGCUUCCAGGUAGACUUCAGCCCCUGCGACUACUCCUUCCUCGUCGACAAGAACGAGUACGAGUUCCGUAGCGCCGACCUCAAGAUGGACCUCAACCGAACCAUGCCGGUGUGGCUGGACUGGGCCAUCCGCGACUCCGUUACCUGCCCUCCACUGGAGGUGCAGGAGAAGAAACCGGCUGGGUACGCGUGUAUGAGCGACAACAGCGAGUGCGUCAACUCCACCAACGGUCCCGGAUACUACUGCAAGUGCAAGCAAGGCUACGAUGGUAACCCCUACGUCGACAAGGACCAAGGUUGCAAGGACAUCAACGAGUGUGAUGUGUCCAACAAGAAGAAAUAUCCCUGCUACGGCGUCUGCAACAACAUCCCAGGGGAUUAUGAGUGCCACUGCCGUGUAGGAUACCAGUGGAGUGGUGAAGGCCCCAAGAAACAAGAGUGCAGCGCAAAAUUCCCUCUUGCAGCAAGGCUUGCCCUUGGAAUCACUUUGGGAUUUUCCUUCCUAAUUGUUGCUGUUCUUUUCACGCUAAUGAUGCACAAAAAGCGAAAAAUGAAUGAAUAUUUCAAAAAGAAUGGUGGUUCAGUGCUACAGAAAGUGGACAAUAUCAAGAUUUUCACCAAAGAUGAGCUAAAGAAAAUCACAAAGAAUAAUUCAGAAGUUCUUGGUCAAGGAAGCUUUGGUAAGGUGUACAAAGGGACUCUUGAAGACAAUACUCCGGUUGCAGUGAAGACGUCAAUCGAAGUAAAUGAAGCUCGAAAGGAUGAUUUCACAAAUGAAGUGAUCAUCCAAUCGCAAAUGAUGCAUAAUAACAUUAUCAAGCUUUUGGGUUGUUGCUUGGAAGUGGAUGUUCCAAUGUUGGUGUAUGAGUUUGCCGCUAAGGGGAAUCUGCAAGACAUUCUCCAUGGUGAUGCCAACAUCCCUCUCCCGUUGGGCUUACGCCUAGACAUCGCAAUUGAAUCAGCUGAAGGUCUAAGGUACAUGCACUCAUCAACAAGUCGUACCAUACGACAUGGUGAUGUCAAGCCGGCCAACAUACUUUUAACAGAUAAGUUUAUCCCCAAGAUCUCAGAUUUUGGAACAUCUAAGCUUCUUAAUGUAGACAAAGAUUUCACCAUGUUUGUUGUAGGAAGUAUGGGCUACAUAGAUCCAGUAUUCCAUAAGACCGGCCAUUUAACACAAAAGAGUGAUGUAUACAGUUUUGGAGUUGUACUGCUAGAGCUCAUAUGUAGAAAGCCAACAAUAUAUGGUGAAAAUUGUAGCCUCAUCAUUGAGUUCCAAAAUGCCUAUGAUCAAGAGAACAGUGGGAGGAUAAUGUUCGACAAGGAGAUUGCAAAUGAAGAAGAUAUCCUAAUCCUAGAAGAAAUUGGCAGGUUGGCAAUGGAGUGUUUGAAAGAAAAGGUUGAAGAGCGACCUGAUAUGAAGGAGGUAGCAGAACGAUUUGUUAUGCUGAGAAGAUCAAGGAAGUGUGGAUAGGGAAAUUAUAGUGUAAGUCCUCAACACUGUGAGUAGAUUACUAUCGAGGGAACUCCUAAGCACUUUGGUGCCAGCAUCAGUGCAAGAAGCAGUGCGAUGCUUUCUGCACCAGCCACUCCACUUAACUAGAAGGUGGACAAUAGGAAGAUAGGAGCUACAAACAAAAAUAUGUAUUUUGUGGUAGGCAUGAUAUAAUCAAUGUUAUCAAUCGGUGUCAUUUCAUUUAAAGUAAAUUGUGUUUUUCAAGUAUGUAUCUCCUAUUUAUGUUUUCUGUAAUUUGAAUCGAUUUUUGUGUAUUGUAGUACAAAACUGUGUAAUCUAUUGUUGUUGUGUGGAACUCAGGUCAUGUUAUAUAUUGUCUAUGGUUGUUUUGAUUGUA